GUCUGUUACCGAAGGAUACCCUGUCAACUUUAGUUGCGCGGCCUCAGGUGUUCCAACACCAACAUUUGUCUGGGAUCUUAAUAAUGGUGACCUGCCAUCUGGUAUCCAUCAGACUGAUCAAGAAAGAGAGUCACUGCUGGAAUUGCCACAAGUCACAAAAGAGAUGGAGGGGACUUACACGUGCACAGCAAAAUACAAAGACAUUUCAACUAGUUCCUCUGCAGCACUGAGUGUUCAUGGAAAAGCCUCUGCACAAGUUCUUGCAGAGACACAUCAAACACUCAUGUCGGGAGAAGUCCUCACAUUGACCUGCAAAUUCAACGUGGAAACCAUAAGCAUAACUUGGAAAAAAGAUGGAGAAUCAUUAAAUGAACGAGCACUUAUAGAUACCCGAUUAGAUGAGAGAAAGAGUACACUUGUUAUUACUAAGGUUGUGGAAGAGGACAGUGGUGAAUAUUCUUGUGAAGCAAGUAACAAGCCAGGAACUGUGGCUCGCUCUUCUGUGACAUUGGACGUAGAAGCCCCAGCAGCUCCUUCCAGCAGUUCACUGGAGUGGUACUAUAUUGGCGGACCUGUGGCUGCUUUCAUUUUCCUGCUGGCUCUCAAUGCAUACAUCAAAAACCGCCGUGCGACAGCUUUGCAAGAUGUGCCCAGUCGGUUGAAUGAGGAGCAAGAUGAAGUUGAAAUGGGUCAGGUAAACGUAAACACGGAUGAAUGGGAGAUUGCAGUUGACCGUCUGAACUUUCGCGAGCCUAUUGGCAGAGGGGCAUUUGGCUCAGUGUGGCGAGCGCUACUGGGUCGGUCCCGUGGCAGACGAGGAAAUCGUACCGUCGCUGCCAAGUGUUACCUGCCAAUCUCUGGAGAGGAAGGAAGGAAAGCCCUGCUGAGAGAGAUCGAGUUAUUGAAACUCUUUGGAAGAAUGGGCCAUGAGAAUGUUGUUAAGUUCAUUGGCUGUGUUACAGUUGGAGCUCAGCCAAUACUUAUCAUGGAGUACCUGUGGAGAGGUGACUUGCUGGGUUACCUCAGAAAAUCCAGGGGGGUAUUCGACCACUAUCAUCGUGGGGUCGGAAGGGUCGACCACUUGACAACAUAUGACAUGGUGCUGUUCGCUAAACAGAUCGCAAAUGGUAUGACAUUUCUCGCGUCUAGAGGGAUAAUUCAUCGCGAUCUUGCAGCUCGCAACAUCCUUCUCGAUGAGCAUCGUGUAUGCAAGUUGACUGAUUUUGGGCUCUCUUAUCAGGAUUUCAAAUACGGCACAGGAAAUGCCAAGAAGGGAUGUAUCCCAAUCAAAUGGAGUGCACCCGAGAUUCUUUACGGCCAUGUGGAACGGCUGUCAACCAAAAGUGAUGUGUGGUCUUAUGGCAUAGUCCUGUUUGAAAUCUUCACAAUCGGAGGCAUUCCAUACGAAGGAUGGUCUGAAACCACGAUAAUGAGAAAAAUCUAUCAAGGUUACCGUUUACCAAAGCCUGAACAUAUCGACGACAGUUUGUAA
This is a messenger RNA of Stylophora pistillata, 1492 nucleotides long. Its product is annotated as fibroblast growth factor receptor 2. NCBI's taxonomy places the organism in Eukaryota, Metazoa, Cnidaria, Anthozoa, Scleractinia, Pocilloporidae. Gene Ontology annotation, biological process: positive regulation of kinase activity; protein phosphorylation; cell surface receptor protein tyrosine kinase signaling pathway. Gene Ontology annotation, cellular component: plasma membrane; signaling receptor complex. The record is from RefSeq and is a predicted model, not a curated record. Gene Ontology annotation, molecular function: transmembrane receptor protein tyrosine kinase activity; ATP binding.